CUACGUACCUUCUGCGCCCUAUCUAUUUUUGACAUUUCCCAAACCCUUCUCGUUUCAAUUGUAGUCGUUUCACCUUUGUCAAACUUUAACAAUUUCUAAUCCAAAAAGUGCAAACAGGGCAUAUUUUACUGAAGGGAUGAAUCAGAUCAUAUGGUUGAAAUGAAGGUACCAUGCAUUGACAGAGGACUUGUAUUCCAGUCCAGUUAUCUUGUCCUUUGCGGCUUCUAAGGUAUUCUAAAUUGUACUAUAUUCAUACACACACAAAUUCUUCAAGAUCAGAAAUUAAUUUUUUUAAAUUAAUUAUUACCCCAUAUUUCACCCAAAUAAACGGAAACAAAUUGAUUGCAAAAUGACCAAAGUCGUUGCGGUCGUGGUGGUCGUAAUCUUCUCCGCCCUCUCGCCGUCGCUUGCUCGAAUUCAAAUUAGUAAGCCAAAGUAUGAGGCUGUCAUUCGCCAACUUUCCGGCGCUAUGCCGGAAUACGAUGACGUCAAGGACACUCUUCGCCUCCCAAGCGAAGCCUCAAAUGAGGAGGAAACGUUUGAGUUCGAUGGCCUGGUGGAACAGCCCGAUAGAACAGACCAACCUGUUGAAAAUCGGGCUGUGCACCGGCCUCGACCCAACAAUGAGUUGGGAAAGAAGCCCAAUGACCAAAAUAUAGACUUUGAUGGUGAAAAAGCCCACCCCAAGUCAAAUGAUGACAAUGAGGUCAUCAAAGCCCGACUCGCUGAUCUCAAGCGGAACUCUUUGUUCCGGUUGAGAUCAGGGGUUCCCUACCGCCUAUGCCGCCACAACCAUCUCCACCACAUCGAGGAAACCAUUCCCGACGGGCCACAACUAGAAUUCCUCUUUGGAGACGAUGCCACGACGCUCUCGUUGCCCGCAGAAAAUGCCGGUUUCGAGGAUCGGGUUGUGUUCCAUGAUGAUAGCGUUAGCCAUGGCCGAUCAAAGCAGUUUCCGUUCCAAUACGACCUACACGAUGCUAACAACAAGAACGAGGCUCCAAACCGGUUGUCCGAAAACAGCCAAAAUAGCUUUCGUGAAGUCGAGCCGAGGUGGGAAAAGUUCCUUCACCGCUACUACCACGACCAGCACCGCGGUCCCCGGCAUCUCCGCCACCACAAAGGGAUGGUGUGGACCCACUUGGCCGGAAAGGAACAAGUGAAUUCCGGUAGAGAGGUGGCGUUUCACAACAAUGAAGGGAAUGAAGGUGGCAGCCUGAGGAAGCGCAUUCGCAAAUUCUUGGGUCAGUAUUUUGGUUGAAGAAGAUAUAUGAUAUAGUAAGAGGUCUGAACCAUUAAGUGAUGAACCAGUAAGAGGUCUGAACCAUUAAGAGCUAGUAUAUUGCUUAACUAUUCAGAGGCAAAUGUCUGAUCAAUUCAGAUAAGAGGUCUUAACCAUUCAGACUCUGUAUAAUACUUAACCAUUCAGAGGCAAAUCUCUUAACCAUUCAGACAUCUGAACCAUUAAGAGGCUGAAACAAACAGUCUGAACCAUUAAGUGCUGAACCAUUCAGACAUCUGAACCAUUAAGAGGCUGAAACAAACAGCCCCUUAGUCCCUAUAUUUUUAGCAAAAGUGUGAUUUAUCCUAGAAUUAUUUAAAAAAUGUAGUACUUUCCU
Molecule: messenger RNA, 1619 nt
Organism: Cuscuta campestris
Lineage: Eukaryota; Viridiplantae; Streptophyta; Magnoliopsida; Solanales; Convolvulaceae
Source: the annotation of a GenBank genome assembly